GACGUCAUGACGUACAACGUCAUUACGUUGUAUUAGUACGUCCCGCGCGGGAGCUUUGGUUAGGAAACAGUCGACUUUGAGGGAAACAAGAAGGCAGCAGAUCAUGGCUAUGAGGAGCGAGGCCAGGGUGGAGACAGAGGUGGAGGAGGAAGAAAACUUCGGGCCACAGCCUCUGAGCAGACUGGAGCAAUGUGGAAUUAGUGCCAGUGACAUCAAGAAACUGGGAGAAGCAGGUUUCCACACCAUCGAGGCCGUGGCCUACGCACCCAAGAAGGAGCUGCUCAACAUCAAAGGCAUCAGUGAGGCCAAAGCUGACAAAAUUCUAACUGAAGCUGCCAAACUUGUGCCCAUGGGUUUCACCACAGCUACUGAGUUCCACCAGAGGAGGGCAGAGAUCAUCCAGAUCUCUACAGGCUCCAAGGAGCUCGACAAACUGCUGCAGGGUGGGAUUGAGACAGGCUCCAUCACAGAGAUGUUUGGAGAGUUUCGGACGGGGAAGACCCAGCUGUGCCACACACUCGCUGUCACCUGUCAGCUGCCCAUCGAUCAGGGGGGUGGAGAAGGAAAAGCAAUGUACAUUGACACAGAGGGAACCUUCAGACCAGAGAGACUCCUCGCCGUAGCUGAGAGGUACGGGCUGGUAGGCAGUGAUGUUCUGGACAACGUGGCCUACGCCCGAGCCUUCAACACAGACCAUCAAACCCAGCUGCUGUACCAAGCCUCCGCCAUGAUGGCUGAGUCCAGGUAUGCUCUGCUGAUAGUGGACAGUGCCACAGCUCUGUACAGAACAGACUACUCAGGCAGAGGAGAGCUGUCGGCCAGACAGGGGCACCUGGGACGCUUCCUCCGCAUGCUACUCCGGCUGGCAGACGAGUUUGGCGUUGCUGUGGUGAUAACCAACCAGGUGGUAGCACAGGUGGAUGGGGCAGCCAUGUUUUCUGCAGAUCCUAAGAAACCAAUCGGAGGCAACAUUCUGGCUCACGCCUCCACCACACGUCUGUACCUGAGGAAAGGCAGAGGAGAGACGAGGAUCUGUAAAAUCUACGACUCGCCCUGCCUGCCGGAGGCUGAAGCCAUGUUUGCCAUUAACGCUGAUGGAGUGGGUGAUGCCAAGGACUGAGCUGGCAGAGAGGCAGGAAGCCGUGGGGUGGUGUUACAUGUGACUGUCGCACCUGCCCACUCAUUCUUGGACUAAAAUGUGUGUGCAGUCCUCACCCAUAUACCACUGCCUUCACACAAAGCCUCAGACUGACGGGUCCUCAAGAGAUGAAAGUUGUAUGAUUUGGUUUGAUGCUGGCUGACGCAGAGUGGAUAAGAUGGUCCCAGCUGCAGAUGUGGACAUGGAACAUUUAGGUUUUUUUCAUACCGAAGCACAUUUCACUCAAUAAAGGGGAAAAAAAGCACUUCCCUGCAAUUACGACACAGUAUCUCAUAAUUACAAGAUCUGCUUUAUUAUGAGAUACUGCUUCAUAAUUACAAGAGUUAGUUUCUCCUUAAUUACACAAACAUCUCGUGAGAAUGAGGUCUUUAUCAUCUAAUUAAAAAAUCAGUUGUCUCAUAAUUACAAAAAAUAUAAAUCCUGACAUAAUUGAGAUACCUAUUAUUGAUUACUUACUAGAUCUUUAUUGCAUAAUUACCAAAUAUCUAAUAAUUAAUAAUGAGACACUGAGUCGUUACUAAAAGUAACGUCUCCAUUUUUUUUUUCCUUUAUUGAAUGCAGUGCACCUCUGUAGUUUCAUCCAUGGAGUGAGUCAAAAAAUUGUAAAAACUAUAUUUAAUAGUUUGCGAGAUCUUUCUAUUAACUUUGUGUUUACGGUGUAUCUGUUGAGUGGUGUCCUUUUUCAGUGUCUGAAAUGUUUUCUGAGAACACUGUUGAAACAUUAUUUUGCGAUCAAAGCAUUCCUACACAGCUAUACUUUUAUAUAAUUUCUCAAAUUUCACCUCUUGCCAGCUACACCAUUAGUUAUGUCCCUCCUUUGUUUGUCUUUACUAGAACCUUCUGUAUAUAAGCUUCUAAAUUAAAUUUGUUUUACUAUUAAAGUGACUUGUCUCAUCUGUUAGCAUCGUCAUCAUGGAAGGAUUUCAUGAAUUCAUUGCUGGUCUUAAAGAUGAUUACACAUGACUUGGGAAGGGUACGGUCUGCCUGUUAAACACACCUACAAGUUUACAAGACAUCAAUACAAAAAGAAUUUUAUUCAACGUUAUCCAUGAAGUGCAUAUUAAUUUUUCAUUGCAGGAUCAGAAUAUUGAGGAAAUUUAACAUGUCCACUGUUAUUUCACAGCAAAUUAACCUCAACAAGAAUAAAUCUUAAAAAAAGAAAAAGUGCCAUUAAAGUGAUGUCAAUCACAAAAUAAUAACCUGCUGAUGUAGUGCAGCUUCACUGUCACUUAGAAAAAUAACAGGAAUGUAAAAACACUCAUAGUUAAAAGGCAGCAAAUACACUGGAGGGGGAAAAUGAAGUUACCAAAAAUUCUUGAAGACAAGAGGUCUCUUUGUAAACUGAUAUUUUGGUAUAAUUUUGCUCUUACUAAAAGCGGCCCUCAAUUACAUGGAGAAUUUAUCACAGGGUAAGCAAUUGAUAUACAAAUGGUCAUAUAGUGGGUGAAGUAUUCAUUAAACUGAGAAAAAAUUUUUAGACUGAUAUUCUGAUCAAAAUACUACAGUGUUAAUACUAUAUCUACAUUAUGAGGGGUAAUUUAUCUCCACAAAACAAACACAUCUGUCAAAGAGUAACUGAGAUGGACCCACCAGAACAGUAAUUAGAAUAAAGGGUGUAUAAUAAAAAUAAUGUUUCAUCCAUAAAGAUAAAAGCUCAUUAGAUGUAUUUGUUACAGUGAUUCCCAACGUCCCUCUUUACCUUAAAGCUCUUAAAACAUCCCUGAUCAAACUGGAUUACCAGCUCUGUUUCCACAUAACUUUCACUAUCACAUAUAUCACUUAGAAAUGUUGUGGUGUGGCGAUAGAUUUCCAAACCACUGUAAGGGGAAUUUCUCUAAACUCCCGAAAUCCUUUGUCAAAUGUGGCAUCCUGACCCUGUCUGAGCAGGUUUGGUCCCACUGCUCUGAGGUACCUUCUUUCAAAAAUCUAGCUAAAAGAAGAUGGAACCACCCAAAUUACAGAAAAAAACAUGGUUUUAAGAUAUCUGUCUCAACAUAUAAAACCAAAACCACUUGCAUGACUGGACACCAAUUGCAGAAAGUGACUGUUAUUUUUUUGUAAUUUGGUGAACUGAUCCUUUAAAUGUUUAUGUUGAAUAAAGAAUGUGGUUCUAAAAAAAAAA
Messenger RNA from Epinephelus moara (kelp grouper), 3281 nucleotides. RefSeq names its product RAD51 recombinase (gene rad51). The record is from RefSeq and is a predicted model, not a curated record. Gene Ontology annotation, cellular component: condensed nuclear chromosome. Gene Ontology annotation, molecular function: single-stranded DNA binding; ATP binding; ATP hydrolysis activity. Lineage: Eukaryota; Metazoa; Chordata; Actinopteri; Perciformes; Serranidae. The coding region runs from base 104 to 1120 and encodes 338 amino acids. Gene Ontology annotation, biological process: DNA recombinase assembly; reciprocal meiotic recombination; DNA strand invasion. The transcript is spliced from 10 exons.